Molecule: messenger RNA, 1251 nt
Organism: Drosophila willistoni
Lineage: Eukaryota; Metazoa; Arthropoda; Insecta; Diptera; Drosophilidae
Gene: Daao1
Product: D-aspartate oxidase
Exons: 5
Coding region: 151-1158 (335 amino acids)
Molecular function (GO): FAD binding; D-amino-acid oxidase activity
Source: RefSeq, a predicted model, not a curated record
CUAAGUGCUUUCUCUGCUCUCCUUAAAAAAAUAUAUCAACACGUUUCGCUGAUAACAAAGAUUGAUAAGAAGCACCAUAAGCGUCCACCGGGUUUAUAAAGCGCCACACUAUCUGCAGCUAAAUCAGUAACAAAUUCUCACUCAAUCACAAUGCAUUUCGGCGUUCUGGGAAGCGGCAUUAUCGGUCUUACAACCGCCUUGGAGUUGCAGCGGGAGUUUCCCUCAGCUCAGGUGUCUAUCGUAGCAGAUCGAUUUAAUGAAGACACAGUUUCUUAUGUGGCCGCUGGAAUUUUUCGCCCGGGCACAAGUUUCAUGGGUCCUACCCAAGAAAUUACGCAACAAUGGAUGAAGGAUGCAUUCAAUUAUUGGGACGAUUUGAGGCGUUCAAAUGAGGCCCCUUUGGCUGGAGUAAAUGAAUUAUCUGGCUAUAUUUUCUCCCGCACUACACCAGCUAUUGUUCGGAAUCACUUUAUCGAACAACUUCUGCCUGUUUAUCGUCGCGCCACUGAGGAUGAAUUAAAGCUGUGCCAGGGCGGAUGGAAAUAUGGUUCAUUCUUUACCACCUGCUUGACGGAGAGUCGUCUAUUUUUGCCCUAUGCCACCAAUAAGUUUCUUGAAAAUGGCGGCCAGGUUAUACGUCAGUAUAUAAGUAACUUUUUUGAUUUACCUCGAACUUUUGAUAUCGUUCUUAAUUGCACUGGUAUGGGUGCCAAGGAGCUGUGCAAUGAUCAGCAUUUGGUACCCAUUCGCGGUCAAGUUCUGAAAGUACGUGCCCCGUGGAUUAAAACUGCUUUCUAUGGCGACUACGAUACUUAUGUUCUGCCUGGUUUCGAGACAGUUACCCUUGGUGGUUGUCGCCAAUAUGAUAGUUACAACACAGAGUGGUGCAAAUACGACAGCAUGGCCAUCAGAGAGCGCUGCUACAAUCUCCUGCCCAGCCUAAAGAAAGCGGAAAUUGUUAGAGAAGCUGUCGGCCUACGACCACAUCGCUCAAUAGUCCGUGUUGAACCAGAAGUCCUAACCAAUGACGAAGGCAGACGCUUGAGAAUUGUUCAUAACUAUGGUCAUGGAGGCUAUGGGGUCACCACGGCACCUGGUACAGCCAAAUAUGCAUUGAAAAUUGUACGCGAAUUGUUGGCAGGGCAGAGUAAAUUGUAAAAGUGAAAGUUAUCUUAUAAGUUUUCAAAUCGCAUUUAGUGUUUCUUGAUAUUGCUUUGAUUUGGUCAAUAAAUCGUUUAUAAGUUUCACGAA